Messenger RNA from Eruca vesicaria subsp. sativa (arugula), 323 nucleotides. Lineage: Eukaryota; Viridiplantae; Streptophyta; Magnoliopsida; Brassicales; Brassicaceae. The record is from the annotation of a GenBank genome assembly.
AUGGCUUCUUCUACUCUCUUCAAGUUCCACUCAAAAACCUUCAAAGCCCCAAACCCAUCACCUCCUUCCUCAAACCAUCUUACGUCCAGAAUCUCGAAUCUUCAUUUCCCUAAAUCACUCUUACACCAUUCACGACAGCUCAACAAAACAUCCACCACCAGAACUCGUUUCUUGGUUCCUCUCUGUUCCUCUCUCCCUUCUCCUCCCAUCUCCAAAGAAGAAGCCAUUCUCCAAGCCAAGACUUGUCUCUCUUCUUGCCUCACCAAACCCCUCAACAACCCCAAGCUCGCUUCCCCCAAGCUCAAGAAACUCAAACAGCCACG